AUGGAGGUCGUUAGCGCCGAUCCCUCAACUCCAUUCUUGCAAGUAGCCAAUCAGGUUUUGGUUGCUGUCGGACUAACGCUGAGCACCGCAUGUCUGGCGAUGCGUUUGUAUACUAAGAGUCUGAUAUUGAGGAAGUUCUGGUGGGAUGACGUAUGCCUCAUCUUUGCUUGGACUCUAUCAAUCGGCACCCAAGCCACUAUUCUACACGGGUACACUUUCGGAGGUAUCGGACGACACUUUAACGAACUGUCUCCAGAGACGGUAGAUACGCUUCUCAAGGUCAUCCUAGCGGCAGCGGUCAUCUACAUUCCCUGCCUCGCGUUCGCCAAGCUUUCCUUACUUAUGCUGUAUUACAGCAUUCUCAACACAUCACAAGAAUGGGUAUACAGCAUCUACAUUAUCGCCUUCGUCAUCUCGGGAUAUAGUCUAGCACUGGCGUUGGCCCUCAUCUUCGCUUGCAAUCCAAUCCAGAAAGGCUGGGAUAUUUCGAUACCCCCAGGCGUCGGGUCUUGCAUAAAUAGGCCCGGCGUAUACCUUGCAACGGCGGUCAGUAAUACUCUGAGUGACGUGAUCUUGAUCCUGAUACCGAUCCGAGUCGUAUGGGGUCUUCAGAUGCGCCUCAUACAGAAACUUGGCGUGGUAGCUAUGUUCUGCAUUGGAUGUCUAACCAUCAUCACCAGCAUUCUGCGCUUGGCGACCUUAUGGCCUUUGGUGACAACAUCGGAUGUCUCGUACAAGCUGGCUCUUGCCAGUGUUUUCAUUAACAUCGAAGCAAAUUUCAUCAUCAUAUGUGCCUCUCUCCCCUACCUCCGCCAACUGACUCGUCAUCACAAACCGAAAUGUUGCAUUCACCACCGGUCGAACAGAAAUGUACAAGCGGUUCGUUCGUUGCCAAGUUGGGUUUCUCCCCAAGAUGACACGGAGACGGUUUGAGAGCAAUGGAAGCUCAGGCUGGCUUCAGGUACGAAUCAAG
Penicillium brasilianum is the source of this 973-nucleotide messenger RNA. Lineage: Eukaryota; Fungi; Ascomycota; Eurotiomycetes; Eurotiales; Aspergillaceae. The record is from the annotation of a GenBank genome assembly.